AUGGUGCAGAUUAAGUUGCCUGAUGGCAACCCGCUAUCCGGUCCAGACUUGGUAAGCCGUGAGGCCCUGAAUAUGCUCCCAAACGUGCUUCGGCGUUUGACUGAGUGCCGCGCGUUGCUAUUCGUCUUGCUCCGACCGUUCCUCAAGACGAUCCAGAAAAUUCCCCAGGGGGCGGGCCAACUUUUUUAA
Molecule: messenger RNA, 189 nt
Organism: Peronospora matthiolae
Lineage: Eukaryota; Oomycota; Peronosporomycetes; Peronosporales; Peronosporaceae
Source: the annotation of a GenBank genome assembly